GUCAGUUUGCACAGCGACGUCGGUUACGUCAUUACGUUUUCUAACGGGCGGACUUUUUCAAAAUGGAGGAAAGGCAAACAUUUUGGAGGGGAAUACAAAUAUACCGAUUAAAUGCAUUUUUAUACAUCAUGCUGAAGUCAAACCAUCUCACAUUUACGGAAAAAUAAGGCUAUUUUGAACAGAAUUACCGAAUCGUCGGACUGAAGAGGUUAUGAAGUGAAAAUGAGUGUUUCAAUCGGUGACAAGAUUGAGGACUUCAAGGUUCUCACCUUGUUGGGUAAAGGCUCUUUUGCAUGCGUGUACAGAGCAAAAUCUGUAAACACAGGCUUGGAGGUGGCAAUCAAAAUGAUUGACAAGAAGGCCAUGCACAAAGCUGGCAUGGUGCAGAGAGUCAUUAAUGAGGUGGAGAUUCAGUGUCGGUUAAAGCAUCCGUCGGUUCUUGAGCUGUACAAUUACUUUGAGGACAGUAAUUAUGUGUAUCUGGUUCUGGAGAUGUGUCACAAUGGGGAGAUGAGCCGCUACCUGAAGGAGAAGAAGAAACCUUUUACCGAGGAAGAGGCGAGGCACUUCAUGCAUCAGAUCGUGAAGGGAAUGCUGUACCUCCACACUCAUGGGAUCAUGCACAGGGACCUGACCUUGUCCAACCUCCUGCUCACCUCCAGCAUGAACAUUAAAAUCGCAGACUUUGGUUUGGCGACGCAGCUCAAGCUUCCCAGUGAGAAGCACUUCACCAUGUGUGGCACCCCAAACUACAUUUCACCUGAGGUGGCUACACGCAGCGCUCACGGCCUGGAGUCGGACGUUUGGUCACUGGGCUGCAUGUUUUACGCCUUCCUCACGGGCAGACCUCCCUUUGACACGGACACUGUGAAACACACCCUCAAUAAGGUGGUUCUGGGAGAAUAUCAGAUGCCCACUCACAUAUCAGCAGAAGCUCAGGACCUGAUACAGCAGCUCUUGCAAAAGAACCCGGCCCUCAGGCCCAGUCUCUCCACAGUGCUGGACCACCCAUUUAUGACUCAAACCGGGCCCACCGCAAGCAAAGACUCUGGGAGCAGUGAUGGAGGGUCAAUAGACAGUGGCAUAGCCACCAUAUCUACAGCCUCCAACGCCACCAACAGCAGUAGCAGCAGCCGGCUACAGAGAAAAACAAGGCAGGUGAUCAGUCAGCCCUUGCCCAAUCGCAUGGCGCCGAUCCCCAGCCACUCCCAUCAUUCCACCAGCUCCAGUUUUAAGAGUGGGCAAGAUUGGCAGCCACAUUUGCAAGAUGAUUUAUCAAGGAUGGGUAUUGGAAGAGUUCCCAUGGGUGCUGACAGUGGAAGGCCUCAUUCUCGCUACUUGAGACGGGCGCAUUCAUCAGAUCGAUCCGGAGCUGGGUUUAGCAACACUCCACAGGAGGCGGAGCUGGAGAGAUGCCACUCGGAAGAGAUUCUUUCAGGGUCUGGACGAUUAUUUCCAUCAACCUCCAGUUACAGAAACGUGCCCCAUGGCUACUCUGAGCAUGGGCGCCUGCCUUCUCCACCUGUAAAACAGCCUGCAAAUCCGGGAUCAUCUUUCUCUACAUCCACUCAUUCAAUGAGACCACAAAUGCCUGAUUCUCAAUCGCAGGCCUGGUUCAGCAGUGAUGGACUGUUCAAGAGGCCGGCAGACCUGAGCAGUCACAGCAGCACUGGGAGUUUCCACUCUGGACAAGGGCCAGUCGGGACACAAACCUCCUGCAGUGACAAGCCCAGCGGCCUUCACUCUCAGCAGCAACCAAACCUUUUCCCCCACAACAAUCCAGGGCCCUGCAGGGAAGAUGGGUUUGGAUCAGGACACAUGUCAGAAUCUCAGGGCUACUCGGACACACGGUUUCUGGGUCCACCAUUCUCCAAAGGCAAAGCAAACACAGGGAAGAAGGAGAACGUGUGCCCUAAGAAGAGCUUCCCUCCACUCUGUGCUGCCAGACUCAAGCCCAUUAGACAAAAGACCAAAAACGCUGUGGUCAGUAUCCUGGAUUCUGGAGAGGUGUGUAUGGAGCUGCUGAAAGGACAAGGAGCUCAGGAGAGAGUCAAAGAAGUACUUAGGAUAUCCUGUGAUGGAUCCAUGGUUACAGUGUAUCAGCCCAAUGAAGGAAAGGGCUUCCCUGUGCUGGACCACCCACCCUCACCACCUGAAGACAUUCUCAUCUGCAGCUAUGAGGACUUACCAGAAAAAUACUGGAAGAAAUAUCAGUAUGCCACAAAGUUUGUCCAGUUGGUGAAAUCGAAGACCCCUAAAGUCACACUAUACACGAAAUUUGCCAAGUGCAUGCUGAUGGAGAACACUCCUAAUGCAGACCUGGAGGUGUGCUUCUACGAUGGUGCAAAAACCCAUAAGACGAGCGAACAGGUGCGUGUGGUGGAGAAGAACGGGAAAUCGUAUACGGUGAAGGGUGAUGUUGGGCUGAGCGGACUGAGUCCUGAGUGCAGACUCUACAUGGAGCUCUCUGAGGAGGGGCAUCGAAUGUGUCUGUCUUUGGAAGCGGCCAUCACUGCCGAGGAGCAGAGAAGUGCUAAAAACACUCCAUUCUUUCCCAUCACUAUCGGCAGGAGACUCGCCAAUCCAGCCUUUUCAGCUUCUCAGCCUCAGUGUUUGUCUGAGUCUUGCCCAGCAGCACCUGCAGAGGUGGCUCAGGUGUGCCUCAGUCCGCCCCAGCCACCCCACAUCACGCCAUCAAUGAUUUCCUAUGCGGGAUCGGACUUCACCACAGCUAGUGUGGCUAAAGGCAGCUCACCCCAAUCAGGCAAAGAUGAACGCACCGUUAACACAGGAAAGGUGCUCAAGUCCAUUUUUGUGCCUAACAUUGGCUGGGCCUCUCAGUUAACAACUGGUGAGGUAUGGGUUCAGUUUAAUGAUGGAUCCCAGCUGAUGGUCCAAGUUGGUGUCUCUUGCAUCACUUUUACUUCCCCUGAUGGACACAUCACCAGGUACAAAGAGAAUGAAAAGUUACCAGAGCUGGUCAAAGAGAAGCUCCACUGUCUCUCCACCAUCCUGGGCCUCCUCGCCAGUCCUGCUGUCAGACGCUGACGACCCCUAAACACACAAAUAAACCUGUCGAUCGCUGUCGGGAAGCACUUCUGGUUUUUUUUUAUGUCAUAUCCUCAUGAAUAUGCUUUGAGUGUUUGUAAAUACAGUUUUUUUAAACAUUUGUACAUAUAGUCCCAAAGAUUAUGAAAAUUAUAUAUUUUUAUGUUGUACAUAAUGGGCUUCCUGUCUUCGUGUUGUGUAUUUAGUUUGUGCGUAGUGCCAUUAUUUUUGUGUACCGGUUCUACUCAGCACUUCAAUGAAAUGUUAGCUGUUCAAACAUACAAGCAUUAAACAUCUGCUGUCUGGUGUAUUAUUGCUUUUUUGUGUCUUCUGUGUUUAUUCAAAGCACAUGUGGGCAGGAUUUAUCAUACUGUUAAGCUGAUAAUGACAAACUGAGAGGAUAUUGUAGUCUUUCACUUCAAAAUCUAGAGGUAAGAAUAUAUUUUUUAUUUAAAAAAAGAAAAGAUAUUUCAGUUUUUGCAAUGCAAAAAGUAUUUUUUUUUUUAUUGUAAAGUAAAUUUGUGGCACACUUGUAGUUAUAUCAUGGUAGUACAUUUAUCAAUUUUUUUUCAUUGUACAUGGUAGUACAUUUAAGUUUUUUAUUUACAAAAUCGUGUUUAAAAAUUAAAUACUGUUUACAAAUUUGGGGUGGUUU
Molecule: messenger RNA, 3703 nt
Organism: Onychostoma macrolepis
Lineage: Eukaryota; Metazoa; Chordata; Actinopteri; Cypriniformes; Cyprinidae
Gene: plk4
Product: polo-like kinase 4 (Drosophila)
Exons: 16
Coding region: 223-3048 (941 amino acids)
Biological process (GO): protein phosphorylation
Molecular function (GO): protein binding; protein kinase activity; ATP binding
Source: RefSeq, a predicted model, not a curated record